CGGAGGCGCGGAGCCGCGCAGGGGCGGCGGGCCCGGCUCGGGCUCGGCUCGGCCCGGCUCGGCUCGGUUUGGCUCGGCUCGGCCCGGCCCGGCUCGGCGCGGGCGGGCGGGGAUGCGGGAGGGGCGGCCCGGCGCCCGCCGCCACCAUGAAGAAGCAAUUCAACCGCAUGCGCCAGCUCGCCAACCAGACCGUGGGCAGGGCUGAGAAGACAGAGGUUUUGAGUGAAGAUCUCCUGCAGGUGGAAAAGCGCCUGGAGCUGGUGAAGCAGGUCUCGCACAGCACCCACAAGAAGCUGACGGCAUGUCUGCAGGGCCAGCAAGGCGUGGAUGCCGACAAGCGCUCGAAGAAGCUGCCGUUGACAACGCUGGCGCAGUGCUUGAUGGAGGGAUCGGCUGUGCUGGGUGAUGACUCCUUGCUGGGGAAGAUGCUGCGGCUGUGCGGGGAGGUGGAGGACAAGCUGGCUCAGGAGCUCAUCCACUUCGAGCUGCAGGUGGAGCGGGAUGUCAUCGAGCCCCUCUUCGUGCUGGCUGAGGUGGAAAUCCCGAAUAUCCAAAAGCAGAGGAAGCACUUGGCAAAGCUCGUGCUGGACAUGGACUCUUCCAGGACGCGGUGGCAGCAGUCGGCGAAGUCCUCGGGUUUGGCCAGCAACCUGCAGCCCUCGGGCGCCAAAGCUGAUGCUCUCCGGGAGGAGAUGGAGGAGGCAGCCAACAGAGUGGAGAUUUGCAGGGACCAGCUCUCGGCUGACAUGUACAAUUUUGUGGCCAAAGAAGUAGACUAUGCAAACUAUUUCCAAACUCUGAUCGAGGUGCAGGCCGAGUACCAUCGGAAAUCCUUAGCGCUUUUGCAGAACGUCCUGCCUCAAAUUAAAGCCCAGCAGGAGGCGUGGAUGGAGAAGCCCUCCUUUGGGAAGCCCUUGGAGGAGCACCUGGCUGUCAGCGGGCGAGAGAUCGCCUUCCCUGUGGAAGCGUGUGUGACGAUGCUGCUGGAGUGCGGCAUGCAGGAGGAGGGUCUCUUCCGAGUGGCUCCCUCAGCUUCCAAGCUGAAGAAGCUCAAGGCUGCCCUGGACUGCUGUGUGGUGGACGUGCAAGAGUACUCGGCAGACCCACACGCCAUUGCAGGAGCUCUCAAAUCCUACCUGCGAGAGCUGCCAGAGCCCCUCAUGACAUUUGAGCUGUAUGAGGAGUGGAUCCAGGCCUCCAACAUCCCGGAGCAGGAGAAGAGGCUGCAGGCUCUCUGGAAUGCCUGUGAGAAGCUUCCCAAAGCCAACUACAACAACAUCAGGUACCUGAUCAAAUUCCUGGCCAAGCUGACUGAGUACCAGGAUGCGAAUAAGAUGACGCCAAGCAAUGUGGCCAUCGUGCUGGGACCCAACCUCCUCUGGCCACAGGCAGAUGGGAACAUGACAGAGAUGAUGACGACCGUCUCGCUGCAGAUCGUGGGAAUUAUCGAGCCACUCAUCCAGCAUGCUGACUGGUUUUUCCCUGGAGACAUCGAGUUCAAUGUGACAGGCAACUACGGCAGCCCCAUGCACAUCAACCACAACGCCAACUACAGCUCCAUGCCCUCCCCGGACAUGGACCACGCCGACCGCCGGCAGCACGACCAGGCGCGGCGGCCCCUCAGCGUGGCCACGGACAACAUGAUGCUGGAGUUCUACAAGAAGGAUGGCCUUAGGAAAAUCCAAAGCAUGGGUGUCAGGGUGAUGGACACCUCGUGGGUGGCCCGACGAGGCCCCUCAGGGGCACGGAAGGCAUCCUCGCCGGCCACUCAGCCCCCCGCGCCGCCUGCCGAGCUCCCCACCACCCCGCACUCACCCAUUCCCGAGGCGGUGGAUAUUUCAGCUACCCCAUCCCCAACUCCCACCAGCUUCGCCUUUCCCCCGGCAACCGAGCGGACAAGCGCUCCGAGGCCCAAGGACCCCCCCCCCGGGGAGCCGAGCCCACCGCCCCCUCGCCAAGGUCUGCUCCGUUUUGAGGUCCCCUCCCUCCAGGUCCCCCCAGAUUCCGCCCUGCGCCGGGACCCUCCGGAGGCACCGCAGAGACUCUCGGGGCCAGGCCCGGCCGCCCGGCAAGAGGAGGAGGAGGAAUCGGAGAGCACAGCCCUAUGACAGUGUCCCUGUCCCCAAGCUCAUCCUUGUGGCACCGGCCACCGGCACCGAGGGCCACCGGCACGCCAGCUUUGGGUGGCAAAGUGCCCGGUUUUGGGGCAGUGGCUGUUCUUUAUUCUCAUUUUGUUUCGCCUUAUCCAGACUUUGCCUUUCGACCGGGUGCUCCCAUGGUCCUGGGGCGAUGCCACCAUCUCCUCCGGGCCCCAGAUGCCAGCGGGUACCGGCCAGGUGGUGACAACCAACUCACCGGUGUCAUUCCUUCAGCUUCUUCCCCCUCCACUUGUUUGCUGGAGCAGGAUGGGACCUGAGCAGCAAUAACGUGGGGACGCGGGCUCUCGGGAUGCCGGUGGGCGAGGGUGUGCGUCCCUUGGCACCCGCUGUCCCCAUGGGUUGGUGGCUUUGGUUGUGCAUGCGAAGAUAAAUUAACCCUUUAUCCUUUCCGGAGAGAUAAGAGAGAGAGGUAUCUAUAUGGGCAGAGAGAGGUAUCUAUAUGGUCAGAGAGAGGUAUAUAUAGUAUAUAUUUGUAUAUAUAGAGAGA
Molecule: messenger RNA, 2646 nt
Organism: Cuculus canorus (common cuckoo)
Lineage: Eukaryota; Metazoa; Chordata; Aves; Cuculiformes; Cuculidae
Gene: ARHGAP44
Product: Rho GTPase activating protein 44
Exons: 20
Coding region: 147-2108 (653 amino acids)
Biological process (GO): positive regulation of GTPase activity; neurotransmitter receptor transport, endosome to postsynaptic membrane; negative regulation of Rac protein signal transduction
Cellular component (GO): cytoplasm; intracellular anatomical structure; dendritic spine
Molecular function (GO): protein binding; GTPase activator activity
Source: RefSeq, a predicted model, not a curated record